Messenger RNA from Cyprinodon tularosa, 3216 nucleotides. RefSeq names its product acyl-CoA synthetase short chain family member 3 (gene acss3). Lineage: Eukaryota; Metazoa; Chordata; Actinopteri; Cyprinodontiformes; Cyprinodontidae. The record is from RefSeq and is a predicted model, not a curated record. The coding region runs from base 161 to 2299 and encodes 712 amino acids. The transcript is spliced from 18 exons.
CUACAUCCAGUUCAUAGUUCAAAUUCCUGCAGGGCAUUGAAGGAGGAUUUCUAAAGUCUUCUUUUCCUUUAGGUCAACUCGAUCACUGUUGAUUAUUACAACUUUUACCUGCAAACGGGACAUUGAGUUAAAGUAACAGUUUGAGAUAACUACAGAAACAAUGCAUUCCCAAAUAAAGAACUUAAUGCGCUUGACGCCCUGCGCUCCUGUCCACAGCAAGAGGAUAUUGGAAAGGAAACUUUGGUAUUGCUGUGCAGCAAAACAACCACAGCUAGAAGGAGGCUUUAGCGCUACAGGAUCGCAUGCAGCUGCAAAAGAAAAUGUUUUUUCCGGAUUACAGAGCUGCAGAAACUAUGCGUCCGAGUGCGCUUACACCCAAGCCUUCGCCUCGGCGAGGGACCACCCUGAAACUUUCUGGGGUGAGAUGGGACACAACAUAAAAUGGUUUGAGCCCUGGAGCAAAACUCUGCAUGUUGAAGACCCGGUGUUUCCAAACUGGUUUGUUGGGGGGAAGGUAAACAUGUGCUUUAAUACUGUGGAUCAUCAUGUGGAAAGUGGCCGUGGAGAACAGCCAGCCAUCAUCUAUGACAGCCCGGUGGCUGGAACUAAAAAGAUCAUUACCUUCCGGGAACUUCAGGACCAGGUGUCGAGGUUAGCUGGAGUCCUUGUGAAGAAUGGGGUGCAGAAAGGGGAUAUUGUUGUCAUCUAUAUGCCUAUGGUGCCCCAGGCCAUGUUCACCAUGCUAGCCUGUGCACGGAUUGGUGCCCCGCACAGCCUCAUCUUUGGUGGCUUUGCCUCCAAGGAGCUGUCAGUCCGGAUUGAUCAUGCCAAACCCAAGCUGUUGGUGACGGCCUCGUUUGGCAUCGAGCCAGGCAGAAGAGUUGAGUACAUCCCGCUGGUGAAGAAAGCCCUGGAGAUGAGCUCUCACAGACCCUCAAAAGUCCUCUUCUAUAACAGGCCCAACAUGGAGAAAGUUUCUCUUGAUCCAGAGCUGAACCUGGAUUGGGACCAAGAAAUGGCAACCGCUCGUCCACAUGACUGUGUUCCCCUGCCAUCCAACCAUCCUUUGUAUGUUCUCUAUACAUCUGGGACCACAGGAACACCAAAGGGCAUCGUAAGAGACACCGCAGGCUAUGCUGUUAUGCUGAAAUGGACCAUGUCAAAUAUUUAUGGUCUCAGCCCUGGAGAUGUUUGGUGGGCUGCAUCUGAUCUGGGCUGGGUGGUUGGCCAUUCCUACAUCUGCUAUGCUCCUUUACUCCAUGGUAACAGCACCAUUCUUUAUGAGGGAAAGCCAGUCGGGACUCCGGAUCCUGGUGCGUUCUUCCGUGUCUUGUCUGAACAUGGAGCUUCCUCUAUGUUUACAGCACCCACGGCAAUCCGGGCCAUUCGGCAGCAGGACCCCAAUGCUUCAUUUGGCAGAAAAUACCCUCUGACAAGGAUGGCUUGCAAACGGCUCAGCCCUGCCUCCUUGGUUAAAUCUUUGACUCCCAUCACGUUGCAAUCGUUAUUCUUGGCAGGAGAGCGAUGUGAUGUUGAGACGCUGGAUUGGGCCAAGAAGAGCUUUGGGGUUCCAGUUUUGGAUCACUGGUGGCAGACUGAAACUGGUUCAGCCAUCACUUCCUCUUGUAUCGGCCUGGGUAACUCGCUCACGCCACCUGCAGGCCAGGCUGGGAAACCAGUCCCAGGUUACAACGUUACUGUAAUCGAUGAUGACAUGCAAGAUGUGAGGCCAAGAACUCUGGGAAAUAUUGUGGUCAGAUUACCUUUACCACCUGGAGCUGCUCUGUCCCUGUGGCAAAACAAGGAUCUGUUCAAGGAGCUCUACUUCUCCAAGUUCCCGGGAUACUAUGACACAAUGGAUGCUGGAUUUUUGGAUGAGGAAGGUUUCCUUUACAUUAUGUCCCGGUCUGAUGAUGUCAUCAACGUGGCUGGCCACAGGUUGUCUGCUGGAGCUCUAGAAGAGUCGGUGCUUCUGCACUCCGCCGUGGCAGACUGUGCUGUGGUGGGCCUCGAGGACUCUCUGAAGGGCCACGUUCCUUUGGCGCUGUGUGUACUUAAGCUAGGUGUGCAGAAAACCAAGGAAGAAAUCAUAAAGGAGGUUGUUAAGCUUGUAAGAGACAACAUCGGGCCUGUGGCCGCCUUUAGGAAUGUGCUCUUUGUCCACGGGUUACCGAAAACGCGUUCCGGAAAAAUCCCUCGCUCUUCUUUGGCCAACCUGAUCAACGGCAAACCCUACAAGGUCACUCCAACCAUUGAGGAUCCAGAAGUGUUUAAAGACAUUGAGAGCUGUAUUUUAUAGACCAGAUUAGUAACCAACCCAACAGAGGAGAAUAGAUGGCUCUUACCAUCAGGGGGCAGUCUUCUGGAAUGACCGGACGUCGUAGUUAGACGGAACCCAGCCGGAAGAGUUUCUGCAGAUCCAGGCAUCAUGCUGAUGCCGUGGACGUCCCGGGGAGGGAACUGCCUCCGCCACGACGGACUCCGGAAAUCUUUGUCAUCACACUAAUCAAGAGAAAAUAUGUAUUAAUAUUUUGAAUGCAUUGAGUUUCCUAAUAAAAAUCCAAGAUAAAGAGCUUAUGAUUAUUCCACAAAAAAAUGUAGAAAUCGAUGCAUUUAAUGACUUUUGAUUAACUCCAGGCUAAAUGGAAAGAUCUACUACCUCACAAUUAAAGCCGACUCUUUGAGACGUGCAGCAAUGUUAGACCGGUGUCAUUCAUUUUUAAAAAUGAAUGACACGGUUUAUCAGACUGCAAGUAUCAGGGAGGGAAACCCUUUUUGGUUAUGUCAAAAUAAAACUUGUUACAUACAGUUGUGCUUUGCUGUCUUCUUUUUUAUUAAGCAAAUAUAGCUGAAGAUAUUUUGGGUAUGGCUUACUCUACCUUUCAAAAUACUUGAACCUUGAAUUGCAAUAAGAGCAAGUUUUGCUACAAGUGUAAACUGGGAUCUUUUAUUUUAAAGCAUUGCUUUGUAGUUCAGAAAUGAACCACAUCCCUGGUUUCUAGUUUUUCAGUCCUCUAAUUGGUUUUCUCAAAGAAAUUACUUCUUAGUCCAUAAUUACGGAGUGGCGGCCUAAUGGUUAGGGCAUUGUGCUUGGAAUCCAGAGGUUCUGGGUUCCUGAGCAAGACCUUACAAUGCUCCCCAUGAGGAGGCUUAAAUGCAGACAGUGAAUUUCAUUGCUUUGUACUUGUGAAAAUGUAAUAAUAAAGUUUAAUUCUA